AUCACAUAAGUUUUAAGCAAAUAAAUUUUUAAAGUUAAUAAAUUGACAGAAAAUAAGUUUCAUUAUUAAACAAUUAUCAAAGAAGUAUAUACCACACAAUUAAUCAAAAGAAUUACAAUUUUUUUAUUAAAAGUUCAUAACAUAAAGAUUAAUAUAAUUAAAAAAAAAACAAAACAGAUUAAUAAAUAUAAAAAUAAUACAAUUAUAUUGUCUUAAAAUACACUAAAAUAAAAAUGUUAAAACACAAAAAUACAAAUUUUAAAACAUUGCUUAUUAAAAGUUCAUAACAAAAAAGAUUAAUAAAAAUAAAUAUAAUACAAUUAUAAAGUUUCUAAAUACACUAAAAUAAAAAAUGUUAAAACACUACUUAUAAAAAUAUAUUUAAAAUAUUGAUUUUGUAAAUUAGAUUUUGUUAAAAAAUAUUCUUACGCUUUUAAAAUGUGGGUCAAAAUCUAAUUGUAAUUAAAUUAUAGUCGGGUCGAUUAUAUUUUAUUGUUGAAACAAGAUAUUUAAACGAUCUCUAACAUCCGCAUCAGUUUUUGGAUGAAUGAAAUUAAACUCAGGAUGUUAACUACAUAACAUCAUAAAGUUGAGGGAUGUUGUCAUGCAUAACAUAUACUUCGUGUGGCAAGAUAUACAUUAGUUUAGUUUGCAUGGUUAACCAUGUGAUGGCCAAUACUUCAUGUAGCCAGCAGUCAUUUUUUUAUAAUAGUACCAUGAAAGUAGUAAACAUGAAACUAUCCCGUUAAAAAAUUAAAAAAAAAUUGUUUGCUCUAAUCUGGCAUUUAUAUUCAGUGCUUUUAAUAUCUUUGGAAAUAAGUCUAUUUUUUAUCAUAACUUAUACAGACUCAUAUAGACUCUGUAAACCAAACUGGGAGAUAUUGAUCCAUGUGAACGACGAAAGACGGUUGCUUCCUGACACUGUGUGCUAGGCUAUCCGCCGUUGAAUUUUGUGUACUUGGUACAUGUAUUAUCUCUGAAUGGAGGAAAUUUUAUUUCAGGACUUUAAUAUCUUCAAAUAACUUGCAAAAGCUGGCCAUUCUUCUCAUUAUGAAACCAUAUUCACCAAUUGAGAACAAUCCGUUGCAAACGUAACUUGAAAUUGACGUAAGUUUCUCAUGCAUUCCAUUACCCAGAGUAGUGCUUCCAUCUCCGCAUGAAGAGGAGAGAGACUAACCCGAACAUUUCUCGCCCCCAUCAACCCAUCAAAUCCUUCUAAAGUAUUGAACCAACACUGUCCAGAAAAAAUAACAUUCUCUUUCGAGGAACCAUUAGUGAAACACCAUCUUCCUGGAAUUGAAGGUAAAUACGUAACCUCUACGUGUGAUAUUGUUCUCUGUUCAUUUACUAUAUGUGCCUCAGCCCAGAGUGUUGAUUCUGUUUCUGCCAAUUUGAGUGUAUCCCUUUGAUCAAUGUCCAAAUUACAAAAAACUUUAUUAUUCUUUCUUUUCCAAAUGUACCAUAGUAUCCAUGCAAACUGAUGAUCAUCUAACUGCGGGAAAACCUUCCAGAAAAGAUGAUCCAUAUUUGUAAAGAGAGACCUUGUUGGAAAAAUAGCUGGAUUUGAUGGUAUUUUUGAGAGAGUCCAAACCUGAAGAGCUGAAAGACAUUAAAAAAACAUGAUUUAUCGAUUCUUCAUCAGCUCUGCAUCUUGCACAACAUAUAUCUCCAGUUAUCCCUCACGCUUGCAGACUCUUUUUGACUGCUACACACUUUGUCACCAAUUGCCAUUGAAAAUGUUUUAUCUUUCGUGGACACCGUAUUUUCUAGUAGAAUACCUUCAAUACAUCCACUGUGGGUCCAAACAAUAAUGGUGAUCUUUCCCUGUCUUUGGAAAUAAGCCUACAAUAGAAACAAAAAAAUAAAACCACAGCUCAAAAAACCAAUGCUUAAUUUCUUAAACAAAAAACUAAAGUCACAACUGCAACCAAUCAAAGCCAUAUGUGUUUUACUAAAAGUGACAACUGAAUCAAUUAAUUGUUAGUGGAUUUGUUAGCAGAAAACUUAAGAAGAUAAUGAUGUUCUUCCCCCCACAUUAUAUACUAAAUUGAUGGUAAUAAGCUUAGCUUACUUGUAUUAGGCAGCACUUGUCUUCGAUUUCUUGGUGGAAUAGGACAAAUAUUUAAUUAGCUUCUCUUACUUUUUGUUGGGAGAAUUCGUCUGAACUAUUUUAUAGCUUAUUUAGCCUCAUUUUUGAGGUCAUUUCUUAUAUCCGACCCUUACAGAUAUUAUUAUGUUGUAGUCGUCCCUUGAAUCGUUUGUUUGUUUCUUUAGUGAAUCGGUCACUGUUUUGUUAUCAUCCAUUUUUUAAUACUGCUCCACCUGCUCCGUAGGAACUCGCUCUCUUGUUUUACUAGUAUUUCUUAAGAUCCUUGAAUUAACAAGAAUAUAUUUUCCUGAAAUCAAUCAUUUUGUGCACAUUUGGUCUUAUUUGGUGAAUCGUUUCCACUUGCUAUGAAUUGACGAUGCGGGUUGUUUCACGUUGUUCUCCUCACACCUUUUGUUUAAGAAUUGCACCACACAACUGAUUUAUAGUAGCGACUAAGUGAGUGUGACAUUCCAUGCUCUGUCCUUGUUCUACCAAAUUGUAUACUUGCUGUCUUCGCCAACAUCACCCUCUCUUUUUUUUGGUAAACAACGUGAUAUCAGGUCAGAGGAGAAUGGUAAACUGACAAUUAUCACAUCAUAAGACUUUGUGAUAUCAGGUCAGAGGAGAAUGGUAAACUGACAAUAAUUAGAUAAAAUUGUGUGGACAGAAAAUUUGUUUGUUUAUGUUGAGUUGCAAAGGUACGUAGGAAAGAGAUUGUAUCCACCUUAUGUAAUGGCUAAUCAAAAAUAAGAUACUUCUUUACUAUAGAUAUUUGGAUGGUGGUUCUUGGAUCUAUUUAAAUCAUGGUGUAGCAGUUGGUAUUACUUUGUCAUCCCUGGCUACUAUUUAAGUUACUAUGAUACCCAAACUCAUUAUCCCCCACUCUCAACAUUCAUAUAGUCUUUACUCUCUAAAAGAACUUCUGAAAUGGCAGCAAAUGAUGUCCCUUGCUGUGAACCUAUGUUCUGGUUUUACCUUACUGCAUGUUUUGGUCUAGUUGCUUUCGCAGGUUUAAUGUCAGGACUGACCCUUGGUCUUAUGUCCCUUAGUCUCGUCGAACUUGAGGUCAUAGCUAAGGCUGGUGAACCCACCGACCGCAGAAACGCUGAAAAGAUCCUGCCACUCGUUAAGAACCAACAUCUUCUGCUGUGUACACUCCUCAUAGGCAAUGCUUUGGCGAUGGAGGCUCUACCAGUCUUUGUCGAUUCCCUGCUUCCAGCUUGGGGCUCUGUUCUGAUAUCUGUGACUCUCAUACUUGCAUUUGGCGAGAUUAUACCUCAAGCUGUAUGCUCUCGAUACGGGCUAAGCAUCGGAGCAAAGCUAUCGAUUUUGGUUAGAUUUAUUGUCAUAGUCUUCUUUCCGCUAGCUUAUCCAAUCAGCAAGCUACUCGAUUUAUUGCUUGGAAGAAGACAUUCUACACUUUUCAGACGAGCAGAGCUCAAGUCAUUUGUGUUUAUGCAUGGAAACGAGGCAGGAAAAGGAGGGGAACUAACUCACGAUGAAACAACAAUCAUAUCAGGAGCUCUCGACAUGUCUCACAAGAGUGCCAAAGACGCAAUGACAUCAGUCUCCAAGAUAUUCUCACUUGAUAUCAACUCCAGGCUCGACGAAAAGACAAUGGGACUAAUAGCAAGUGAAGGCCAUAGCCGAAUCCCGGUAUACUCGGUGGAUCCUACUGUUAUCAUCGGAUAUAUUCUUGUCAAGAACUUGAUCAAAGUCCGUCCUGAAGAUGAGACACCGAUCAGAGAUCUCCCCAUCAGAAGAAUGCCUAGGGUCAAUUUGAAUCUACCUCUCUACGACAUCCUCAACAUCUUCCAAACAGGUCGAAGCCACAUGGCUGCUGUCGUUGGGACUAAGAACUGUACCAAUACCAACACUCCUGUCCAUGACAAGAGCAUCAAUGGAACGGAUAAUAAAGAUGGAAAUGUUGUUUUGAGCAUUCCUGUGAUGAACUCAAGUGAGGUUAAUCAUCAGAGUCCAAUCCGAUACAUUGAUAGCAUUGCUGAUGAAGAUGAAGAAGUCAUUGGCAUAAUAACUCUAGAAGAUGUCAUGGAGGAACUCAUACAGGAAGAAAUAUUUGAUGAAACAGACCGGUAUGUCGAAGUUCAUAAGAGGAUAACAAUAAACAUGCCAAUAUCUGGGAACUCGAAUCCACAAUCGCCGGGAACUGCCACGUGGCUUUCGGAGCUAACAUCUCCUAUCUCGCCGUAUCGCUCAAGUCCACUGUCGCCUAACAUCAGGAUCUCUACGCUGCUCCGGUCACCGAUAAACUCACCUUACCGUCAGUCUCCGUUUCUCAGGCCUACACUCUGUGCUUCUCCACCGUCACAGCCUCCUUCGGUGCUCUCUCCGGACAGCAAUGAUCGUUAUUACUAUUUGUCUCCUAGUAGGGUGGGGAAAACGUACGUGAAGCUACCAAGAUCAAAUGGUUCGUAAAACGAAACGGUAGAUCUGAUUAAAAAUGUAUUUAAGUGAAGCAAAAUAUAUUAAUAACAAGAGUCAAAAGACUUUCUUGUCGAUCAUUUUUCAAGAUUUAGGUUAAUCUUUUAUAUGCAUGUGAAUUGAAGUGAAGAAAAGAUGAACUGUCUUUAUUUUUGAGUAUUAUUUUUUUUUUGAAAAAGGAUAAAUAGUAGGAAACGUGUGGCUACUGGCUAACAAAAUAAUAUCUUAAAGAUAAAAACAAAAUAUGCAUGCCACCUUAUACAUGUAUAAUAAGGUAACUAAUCAAAUUCACAAAAGAAUACUUAAGAAAAGAAACUAUUAGUUUACAAAAGAAAACAACAUAACAAGGUUCUUUUCUUAAGAUGGGUUCCCUUUGUUCAUAUGAGUGGAUGAGACAGAUCACGAACAAGCUAUGGAUCUAUGGAUUCCACACAACUUAUGAAAAAUUUGACAAGUCAAGUUGAACUCUAAGAAAUCCGAGAAAUUUUCCUGAUUAAUGGCACCUUGAGGUACUAAGUUACGUCCGAAGAGAAGUAUAUUGGAUGCCAAAGAUAAUUAUGCGCUGGAUCUACAUAAAGAAAGGUCUGGAAUUGGACAGUUCUUAAUAACCCAGUUUGUAAUAUUGGUCUGGUCAUAUAUGGUUUUUGGGUCUAGCUUUGGUUCGUUAUGGGUCUUUGAUGGGUAAUGAAUAUUGACCAAGUUCAACUACUCAUGGCUGGACUGGAAUCUUCUAAAAGAAACCAAAUAAUAUUUAUGUAAACAUGACCCUUACAUUUUAUACUAUUUUUAGUUAAGCAUUUUUUUUAUAAACAAACACACAAUUAACUAGAUGGAAUUAGGGGUGGGCAAAAAUACAGAACCGAACCAAGUCAAACCGAACCAACCGAACCGAAACCAAUUCCAACCGAACCAAUGUCUAUUUCAAACCAUUCGGUUGAAGAUUUUCCUAAUCCGAAU
Molecule: messenger RNA, 5488 nt
Organism: Brassica napus (rape)
Lineage: Eukaryota; Viridiplantae; Streptophyta; Magnoliopsida; Brassicales; Brassicaceae
Product: DUF21 domain-containing protein At5g52790-like
Exons: 13
Coding region: 3017-4525 (502 amino acids)
Biological process (GO): magnesium ion homeostasis
Cellular component (GO): intracellular membrane-bounded organelle
Source: RefSeq, a predicted model, not a curated record